AUGAUAUUUCGUCCGCGUUACAACGCACGGAGUGUACAUGCGACUGUGCGCGCGGCGCGGGGGCAUCGCGAGUGUCCGGUCCUUGUGAAUGUUGUAGAAAACGGCAUGUUGUCACCUUUACCCACUGGUGCAGAAGAAAUUAGUCAAGAAUUAGCUGAUAUAUGGGAGGAAGUUUUGCAGGAAAAUGGUGGGAGCAAGAAAAUUAUCUGCGACAGCUCAAUACGGAAUGUCAUGUCUGUUCAGUCUGUUAACGAUAUUUACAGCAAUCAACCUAGUACAUUUUCUUUGGAAGUGCCGUCUAGUUUCGAAAAUUCAUCAUUAAUACAGCUUGAAGAGUUAGAGGUUUCUCACCACAGAUCUACCCCGGUUAAUUUGGAACUGUCAGUAUCAACUCCUAUGUCGUCUCCUACUAACCUUCAUUCAACUUGCGAUAGCGUAUUCUGCCCUAAUCAUGUAGACUCCUCUGCUAUUUCAUCAUCACUUACAAAUUCGCGGGCUACUUCAUGCUUUAAUAACCACACAGUGACUCCUAAACUGACCAGAAAAAGACAGCGGCGUCCAAAAGAAUGGAUAGAUGUUAAACGCAAAUGCCUUAAAAACUUAGGUAAAAAAUAUGUAAGGAAGAAGGGAAAAGCCGUGGAUGAAAAAACUAUGGGGCCGCCAUGCAAGUGCCGCUACAAAUGUUCUGGUAAAGUAUCUCACCAACAGAGAUUGGACUGUUUCACAAAAUUUUGGCAACUGGGAGAUCGAGCUAAGCAAUGGAAUUUCAUAAUAAAAUAUUCCGAUAAAAUGAAGAAGAAAAGAAGCCUCAAUCAAGAUACUCCUAAUAAUAGAAAGUUUACUUUUAAGUACUAUCUCCCUCUCAUUACAGGCACCAGCGAAUCUCACUGCGAGAAAAUUGAAAUAUGCCAAAUAAUGUUCCUCAACACUCUUGCCGUUACUGGAGUAGCAUAAGAGAAGUUCACGCAGAUGGGAUUGAUGCCAACAAAUCGUUUUUUAAAUACGACCUGAUUCAACCUGAUUAUCAUAUUUUAGCGGUACAAACCGAACUAAAACCUGCCUAUUCUGAACCAAUAAAGAUUCCUGCUGCUAAAUAUAAGGAUCUAAUGGAUAUGUGCCGUUCAGAAGUUAUUCCAUUAGAAUAUCAUCAGUACUUUAACUCUUUGCCACAUCAUAUCAUUGUUGAUGUUUCUGAGGAAUCAGAUGAUGACCGGUCAGAAUAAGAUAUUCUCAUCUUGCUUAUGCUCUUUACUUUUUGUUUAUUCUUUUUAGACUUGAAUGCUUAUUGCUUCUUGAAUGCUGAUUUAGAAAAACACAUUAUAAUUAUAAGUUCCCCUAAUUGAUUUAAUUAUUACCUAUGUGCACACACUGCUAAACCGCGAUGUAAGACUGAUUGAUCAUAUUAUGAAGACUGUAUGUUUUAUCGUAUAUUUCGAAAUAAGUACCUAUUGUUAUGUCCAAAUGUACUCAUACAAAAUUUUCCACUAUUGCAAUAAGUAUUAAAACACAUCUAUAAGUUUAAGAUCAUACCUACUGUGAUACGAUUUGCCAUUUAAUUACUUAUUAGUUUUGUUCUAGGUAUAAGUACAAUUUAAUUUUUGUUAAGUAUGUAGAACCUCAACGUUCAUUUGAUUAGUAAAAUUAUUAAAAAGAAAAAUGUUAUUUUUGAUUUUGUAAUUAGUGCAAGGUUUAUAAUUCUAUAAUAUGCACCUUCGUACAUUGUUCUAAUAGGUACAUAGA
Chilo suppressalis (striped riceborer) is the source of this 1740-nucleotide messenger RNA. The record is from the annotation of a GenBank genome assembly. Lineage: Eukaryota; Metazoa; Arthropoda; Insecta; Lepidoptera; Crambidae.